Aedes albopictus (Asian tiger mosquito) is the source of this 5220-nucleotide messenger RNA. RefSeq lists its product as uncharacterized. The record is from RefSeq and is a predicted model, not a curated record. The coding region runs from base 1 to 5220 and encodes 1739 amino acids. The transcript has a single exon. Gene Ontology annotation, molecular function: aspartic-type endopeptidase activity; zinc ion binding; nucleic acid binding. NCBI's taxonomy places the organism in Eukaryota, Metazoa, Arthropoda, Insecta, Diptera, Culicidae. Gene Ontology annotation, biological process: DNA integration; proteolysis.
AUGGCGAAGAAACUAGACAGAAUUCUCGAUCAUCGUGAUCUGGCGAAGGAGCGGAUGCUCCGGAUACGCGAGAGUUUGAAACAGGACGUCCUCAACAUUCACUGGCUCAAGCUACAACUGGAGACGCUUCGUCAGUGUAACGAUGAACUGCAGAAAACGUACAUCGAAAUCUGUGACAUUGUUCCGCGAGAGCAGCGAGAUGAACACAAGCAAAAUCACUUCCGCUGCGAGGAGCUGCAUAACGAGUUGUUUGUGUACAUCCAAACGGAAGUCGCGAAGUGGAACGCGGCAGAAGAAGAAAAACAACGAGGAAGAAUGAGUGCGUUAGCUCCUGUUUUCGUACCGCAGCAACCGGUGGCAGUGAACAACUCGAUGCCUCACUUACAGGUGCCACUGCCAACAUUCGAUGGCAGCCUUGAAAAUUGGUAUUCCUUCAAGUGUAUGUUCAAAACCAUAAUGAACAGGUACCCCCACGAAUCCCCGGCCAUCAAACUAUACCACUUGAAGAAUUCGUUGGUCGGAAGCGCUGCCGGUAAGAUAGACCAAGACGUAAUCAACAACAACGAUUACGAAUCAGCGUGGAAGAUGCUUGAGGAAACCUACGAGGACGAACGACUCAUCAUCGAUACCCAUAUAGACGCCUUACUCUCGUUGCCCAAGAUGACGAGUGAGAACGCUACUGAGUUGCGGAACUUGCUCGAUGCUUGCAUGAAACACGUUGACGCACUGAAGAACCGGUCGUUACCCGUUGAAGGACUCUCUGAGAUGAUCCUGGUCAAUGUGGUAGCGAAACGAUUGGACAAGGAAACCAGGAAGUUGUGGGAGUCGCAGAUUCCGGCUGAUGAGUUACCUUCGUACACUGAUAUGAUCGACUUCCUUCGAGACCGGAGUCGCAUACUACAGAAGAUGAAAAGCUACGAGCAGUACCCACCGGCUCCAACUAAGCAAAGAGGAAAAUCCAUUGACCAGAAGCCCACCCAAGCCAGGAAUGUUGCACAAACUUCAACGCAAUCCAACGAAGUGUGUGCAUGUUGCAACGGCGAGCAUGUGAUCUACAAGUGCGAUGUAUUCGAGAAUCUCACAGUGAGCGACCGAUACACCAAAGUGAGACAAGCUGGCCUCUGCUUCAAUUGUCUACGGCGUGGGCAUCGUACUGCAGAUUGCAACUCAGACAGGACCUGCCGAACAUGUAAGCGUAGACAUCACAGCCUUCUCCAUGAAGAAAAAUCGACGACCACACAGCCGCAGGUUAGCCAACUUGCCGUGGCAGUAGAACCAGUCGCAGAAGAAGAUCCAGAAAAUGAUGAACCAACGCAAGGAUCGGUGAAUUGUGCCCGUACGGGCAUGACGAAACAAGUGCUCCUUUCGACGGCUGAAGUACUUGUUUGCGAUGCAAGCAACAGACGGGUGCUAUGCCGUGCGCUACUGGAUUCCGGCUCCGAUGCAAACCUCAUCAGUGCGGCACUUGCGAAGAAGCUCAACAUCAUCCUACAACAUGUCAAUAUUCCGAUUAGCGGCGUCAAUAACGCCGCAACCCAAGUUAAGUAUAAACUUCGUACCAAGAUCAGCUCACGCGUUAAUUCAUUUGACGCAGUUCUAGAUUUCCUGGUCGUGCCGACGAUCACUGCUAACCUGCCCGUCACGAAGGUGGACACGCGCUCCUGGAACAUACCCGCUAACAUCGCUUUGGCGGAUCCGUCGUUCCAUGCUCCGGACGAAAUCCAGAUGAUCAUCGGUGCUGAAUUAUUUUUCGAGCUGCUCAAGGGCGGCCGCAUGAAACUCGCUGGCGGAACACCGAUGUUGGUAGAAACGCAACUUGGAUGGAUUGUAAGCGGUCCCGUCAAGGUCAACCGAACCGGUCCCGCACGUAGCGUAUGCCAGUUCAACCAUGCUGAAGAGCAACUUAACCGCACACUUGUGAGGUUCUGGGAGAUAGAGGCGUGCAACGAAGCAUCACCGUACACACCAGCGGAACAAGCCAUCGAAAAGCACUACGAACAAACAGUAUCCCGCGACGAAACGGGUCGGUAUGUUGUCAGACUACCGUUUAACGAAAACAAAGGUCAACUAGGUGACUCGUUGGAAUCGGCCCGAUCUCGAUUCAACCGACUCCUGCGAUCGUUCGUGAACGAAGAAAAAAGGAAGCGCUACUCCGAAUUCAUGGCAGAGUACCUAGCACUUGGCCAUAUGGUUGAAGUUCACGAUCAGCCCGAUGAUUGUUACUUCCUACCACAUCACGCGGUCUACAAGGAGUCAAGCUCGACUACAAAAAUCCGUGUAGUGUUCGACGCGUCGGCGAAGACCACAUCUGGUAUAUCACUGAACGAUGCUUUGGGGGUAGGACCGACAGUGCAAAACGAUCUCAUCACGAUUCUUCUUCGAUUCUGCUGCUAUCCUGUGGUACUAACCGCCGACAUUCCGAAGAUGUACCGUCAGGUGCAAGUACAUGACGACGACAGAAAGUUUCAGCGCAUCCUGUGGCUUAACUCCAACAACGAAAUAGCUGCAUUCGAACUGACAACCGUUACGUACGGUUGCGCCAGUGCCCCCUAUUUGGCAACGCGCACGUUGAUGCAGUUGGCGAAAGAUGAAGCUGCCGAGUUACCGCUUGAAUCCAGAGUCAUUGUAGAAAAUAGUUAUAUCGACGACUUCCUCACAGGAGGUAACAGUGAGCAAGAGGUGAUUGCAAUCUACGAGCAACUCACUGAGCUACUGCGACGAGGUGGCUUUGGAAUCCAUAAGUUCUGCACCAAUAGUAAAAUGGUUCGUAACAUCAUUCCAUCCGCACUUCAAGAAACACUUUUCGAUUUCGAGGAAGCCGACAUCAAUAACGUCAUCAGGACCCUUGGCGUCAUUUGGAACCCUGACGACGACUAUUUCACCUUCAACGUUAGUCCACUCCAUGGUAAGGUGACGAGCACAACGCCGACCAAGCGCAAUGUACUUUCUGCCAUUGGACAGCUUUUCGAUCCAUGUGGGUAUCUUGGUCCUGUGAUUACGACAGCAAAGCUGCUGAUGCAAGAUCUGUGGAGACUCAAAAUAGGUUGGGACGAAGCAUUGCCAAAGGAACAGUACGAUUUGUGGACCACUUUUCGGGAACAGUUGCCGAUGUUAAAUGAACUGCAAAAGAAGCGAUGUGUUAUUUCAAGUGGAGCAGAUGUUAUAGAACUUCAUGGAUUUUCGGACGCUUCCAAGCGUGCGUAUGGGGCAGUCUUGUACACAAGGUGCAUCUCCCCGGAAGGAACAGUGAAUGUCGAACUCGUGUGCAGCAAAUCAAGAGUGGCACCCUUGAAGCCAAUGACCAUCCCCCGGCUGGAAUUGUGUGGUACACUCCUUUUGGCAAGGCUAGUUGAAAAAACUGUAGCGGCGAUGAAAAUCCCCUUUUCCAAUGUGACACUUCACACUGAUUCGCAAGUUUGUUUGAGCUGGCUUGCGAAGUCACCGCUUGCUUUGAAUCAGUUCGUUGCAAACCGUGUCGCUACUGUGCACGAACUGACGCAGGACUACAACUGGCGUUAUGUGCGGUCGCAGGACAACCCGGCCGAUAUAAUUUCACGUGGUGUGCUACCAGCUGAACUGCUUACAGAGGAACAGUGGUUCAAUGGGGCUCCAACAUUGUGGCAAUCGAAUUCCCCUAACGAGAAGAUACUGUGUUUGGACGACAGCGAACUGCCAGAGUUGAAACCAACGGUGGUCGCCACUUCCGUGCAAAGAAAAUCCCAUGUAGAUUUGACACGGAUUAGCAGCUUUCGACGUCUACAACGAGUGUGGGCUUACGUGUUACGGUUCAUCGAGAACGUACGCUCGAAGCAACGUAAUACAUCUGAACUCCAAACGCAGGACAUCAAGAAGGCAACGCACACCAUCAUGAUGCUCGUGCAGAGGGAGUCAUUUCACGAGCUUUUCGACGCGCUGAAGCAAGGUAAGAAGACGUUGAAGCAGUAUCGAGGAUUGGCUCCGUUCAUCGACGAGGAAGGAUUGAUUAGGGUUGGCGGGCGUCUUAAAUAUUCGUCAAUUCCCUACGACGGCAAACAUCAGAUCUUGUUGCCUGAGAAGCACCACGUGACUGAGAUACUAGUUCGUCAGCUUCACAACGACCAUUUCCAUGUCGGUCAGCGAGGUUUACUGUCCAUCGUACGCGAAAGGUACUGGCCGAUCAAGGUAAAGGUGCUGAUCAAACGAAUCGUCUCCAAAUGCUAUGUCUGCUUCCGCCACAAUCCACCACCGGUAAACCAGUUCAUGGGCGAUCUACCAGACUAUCGGAUUACACCUUCACCUGUGUUUUCGAAUACCGGGGUUGAUUAUGCUGGACCGGUAUAUCUCAAGGAAGCAGGCAGAAAGAAAACUCUGUAUAAGGCUUACAUUGCAGUCUUUAUUUGUAUGGCCACAAAGGCCAUUCACAUCGAAGUAGUGUCCAGCUUGACAGCGGAAGGUUUCAUCGCUGCCUUACAGCGGUUCAUCAGCAGACGCGGUAUGGUUGCCAAUAUGUAUUCCGAUAAUGCAACGACGUUUGUUGGGGCUAAUCACGAGUUGGCCGAGCUGCGCCAAUUGUUCGAGGACCAGGCACACCAACGGCAACUGAACGAUUUCUGCACUUCAAAGGGGAUCCAGUGGCAUUUCAUCCCGCCACGCAGUCCUCAUUUUGGCGGUAUAUGGGAGGCUGGAGUAAAAUCUGUGAAGCACCAUUUGAAACGUGUCGUCGGUGAAACUAAACUGACCUUCGAGGAGAUGUGCACUUUCUUGACCCAAUGUGAAGCCAUCCUGAACAGUCGACCGCUGGUUCCUGUUUCAGAUGAUCCGAAUGAUAUCGAGGUCUUGACUCCAUCACAUUUCCUCAUUGGGAGACCUGCUUUGAGCGUUCCAGAACCGUCGUAUGCUGAGGAGAAGGUCGGCCGACUGAAUCGAUGGCAGCACGUGCAAUUGAUGAAGCAACACUUCUGGAGGCGCUGGUCGGGUGAGUAUUUGCAUUAUUUGCAAUCUCGACCUAAAUGGCAUAACGGAGCUGCAAACUUCGAGAUUGGUGCUGUCGUCGUGUUGAAGGAUGACAACGCUCCCCCACAUCUGUGGCGAUUGGGGCGCAUUGUCGCUACGCAUCCCGGACAGGAUGGAAUGGUGCGUGUGGUCACGGUGCGUGCAGACAACAAGGAGUUCCGUCGAGCUACAUCAAAGGUUUGCUUCCUUCCAAAGGUUGAUCCGUUGGACUCAACGGGGGGAAUAUGA